This is a messenger RNA of Lodderomyces beijingensis, 603 nucleotides long. Lineage: Eukaryota; Fungi; Ascomycota; Pichiomycetes; Serinales; Debaryomycetaceae. The record is from the annotation of a GenBank genome assembly.
AUGUCUACGUUCGAACCAGUUGUCGUUAUUGACGGUAAGGGCCACUUAUUGGGCCGUUUAGCCUCGAUCAUCUCGAAACAGAUUCUCAAUGGUCAAAAAGUUGUCGUUGUCAGAUGUGAAGAAUUGAACAUCUCGGGGGAAUUUUUCAGAAACAAGUUGAAGUACCACGACUACUUGAGAAAGAGCACUCGUUACAACAAGACCAGAGGUCCUUUCCACUUUAGAGCGCCAUCCAGAAUCCUUUACAAGGCUAUCAGAGGUAUGAUCCCACACAAGACAGCUAGGGGUAAGGCUGCUUUGGAAAGAUUGAAGGUUUUCGAAGGUAUCCCACCACCAUACGACAAGAAGAAGAGAGUCGUUGUGCCACAAGCCUUGAGAGUGUUGAGAUUGAAGCCAGGUAGAAAAUACACCACUGUUGGUAAAUUGUCCACUUCAGUUGGUUGGAAAUACGAGUCUGUUGUUGACAAGUUGGAAGAAAAGAGAAAAUUGCAAUCUGCUGAAUACUAUGCUAAGAAGAAGGCUUUGAACAAGAAGUUGAAUGCUGCUGUUGCUGCAACUGCUGAAUCUGACGUUGCUCAAAAAUUGGCCACUUUCGGUUACUAA